CACGGUGGCGGAGAUUGUCCGGCGGGUGAACCCGGGGAUGAGGGGGAUCAAUUUUGAUCUGCCGUUUGUGGUGGAGACUGCGCCGGAGUACCCGGGGGUCACUCACGUCGCUGGGGAUAUGUUCGAGUUUAUCCCCGAGGCUGAGGCUGUCUUCAUGAAGACCGUGAUGCACUGCUUCGGCGAUGAUGAGUGCGCAAAGGUCCUGAAGAACUGCAGGAGUGUCGUACCGAAGACGGGAAAGGUUAUAAUCGUCGACGUGGUGUUGCGAGCGGACGACGACAGCCCGUGGGGAGAUAUCCGUGCUAAAUUUGAUAUGUUGAUGUACGCCUACACUUCCGCCGGUAAAGAGAGGACCGAGGAAGAGUGGAGGAAGCUGUUGAAGUCCGCGGGCUUUCCUCGUAUUAACUUCAUUAUUGUUCCCGCGAUCUGGUCCAUCAUCGAAGCGUUCCCCGAAUAAAUCGUGGAGGCUUUGAACUUACUUGUGUACUGUAUGUGCUAUGCUAAAAUGAGUCGUCUUGUGUUUCAGAACCUACUGGUACUACUAGUGUCUUUACUAUACUAGAAAUAAGUAUGUUAUGUAUCUUAUUUAUCUAUGUAUA
Messenger RNA from Asparagus officinalis (garden asparagus), 599 nucleotides. Its product is annotated as (R,S)-reticuline 7-O-methyltransferase-like. The transcript is spliced from 2 exons. Bases 38 to 457 code for a protein of 139 amino acids. Lineage: Eukaryota; Viridiplantae; Streptophyta; Magnoliopsida; Asparagales; Asparagaceae. Gene Ontology annotation, biological process: methylation. The record is from RefSeq and is a predicted model, not a curated record. Gene Ontology annotation, molecular function: O-methyltransferase activity; S-adenosylmethionine-dependent methyltransferase activity.